AUGUGAUAAAAGUUAAUCAGCACAGCAGCAGAGCUCAGUUUUUUAAAGCUAAGAUGGCAGAAGCAACAGAAAGUCUCGAAUCGUCCGGUCUAAGAAGAGCGCGCACAAUAAGCAUUGAAAGUAUUUGUGACUUACCACUGGAGGACGCUACUCGACAAAAACUCGAUGGGAGCAAGGAACUCAAUGUCGUAAUUGUGGGAUGCUAUCAGGUGGGAAAGUCAACUCUCAUCAAUUCCCUGUUCUUUGAAAAGGGCAAAAAGUACAGAGAGCGGGCACAGGAAGGCUCAAUGAGUCCUUGCACUCAAGAUGUGAAUCCACAUGUCCUGCAGUUCAGCGGCAUUUCCUGCAACAUUUACGAUUCGCCAGGCCUGCAAGACGGAUGUGAAGCUGGAGACUUGGCCUACCUGCGCCAGAUCAAAGCCAAGUGCCCCAAAAUCCACCUCGUCAUCUACUGCACAAAGAUGGGAGAGCCUGUGAGACCGGCCGAAACCACGGCACUCAACAAUCUCACCUCGACAUUUGGAAACACAAUUUGGGAGAAUACAGUGAUUGCUCUCACGUUUGCCAACAAUGUACAACCGGUUGAUCCAGACACAGAUGAAGACGAAUACUUUCAAAGAGUAAAGAACGACAAGGAAAAGGAUUUGCGCAGUGCUUUUUGAAAGGCUUUCCAUUAGAGAAGCAAUCGUUGACAGCUUGCUCCAACACAUUUACCCCACUGGGUCAGCCAGAGUGCUCAAGCUCCCUGGCAUUAGGAACGAUUGGAGGGUUGACUUUUGGAUGGGGUGUCUGGAUGCCUGUCGACCGGAAGGCAAAGGGGCCUUGCUAACCCUGGCCUGGAGAAACCGACAGUUUGUUCUAAGGGUUCUACAGGCCUCGGUCGGUACUACAAGUGGAGGAUUGGCACUGGUUGGGGGGUUGGGGUGUGUCGUAGCUGGAGCUGCUCUAAGUGCGUCGGGAUUUCUCGCUCCGGUUGGUGUGCCUCUUAUUGCUGCUGGGGCAGUGGCCAGUAUUCUUGGGGCUGGGGCCACUUUCGGCAGCAGCUCUGCUAUCAAGAGUGCCAAGAAAGAGUAUAAAAGGAUGAAAGAGUGAACUUGGACACCUUCUUACAUGUUGUGCUUUGUGUGAUCGUGUGAUAUAUGAUUUCCUCCUUUCACUAUAAGAACAUCUGUAGUAGUUGUGUAUAGCUAAAUACCACAAGACAAGCAACAAAAUGUUGGGUCGGGGGUCUAAUCAACUCUCACUACUGACAGCAGCUCAGGAAUCGGAUGGCGAAGGUGAUGAGGGCAGAGAACUUUCCUUUGAGUUUG
Molecule: messenger RNA, 1310 nt
Organism: Geodia barretti
Lineage: Eukaryota; Metazoa; Porifera; Demospongiae; Tetractinellida; Geodiidae
Source: the annotation of a GenBank genome assembly